Messenger RNA from Cadophora gregata, 744 nucleotides. RefSeq lists its product as uncharacterized. The record is from RefSeq and is a predicted model, not a curated record. Lineage: Eukaryota; Fungi; Ascomycota; Leotiomycetes; Helotiales; Ploettnerulaceae. The transcript is spliced from 3 exons. The coding region runs from base 1 to 744 and encodes 247 amino acids.
AUGUCCGAUCUUCUCUACCACGUCAUACGCACCAUCAUCAGAUUCGAUGAAGAUCCCUCUGGAGCGACUCGUGAUGUCGAUAUCCUAGGUACUUUCACGGAUCUCGCUGCUGCGAAAGCAGCUGCCAAUGCUGGGCUCGCUUCCGAAGGCUACCUAAAAUCCGAUUUCGAGCUCUACGAGCAGAAGAGCGAAAUCCCGGCCGCCGAAGAAUGGAAGCGCGGCGACGGCGUGUUGGUCUUCGCCAAAGCGCCAGCGGGACAGCAAUUCGAGGUCGGUUUGGAAACUGAGGUCAACGCUGCGGGAUUCAAGGGUAAUGCUCAGGGCGAGGUGGAAGGUUUUUUGCAUUAUGUCCUCCAAACCACAAUAAACUACAACACCGACCGCACCGGCUCCUCUCAACUCACGCAAGUCGAAGGCACGUUCCCGACGCGAGGCCUCGCUUUCACCGCUGCGUUGACCACACUCCUCGACGACGAAGUCACGAAAGACAGUUUCGCCGAGUACGAUGUCAAGGCUGAUUUUGUCGGUGAGUGGCCGUAUGGAGAGGAUUGUCUUGUCCAUGCUGUGGGCCAGACGGGCGAGAACUUGGUCGUAAGGGUUAAGGCGCAGCCGCAUAGUCAUAGGGGACAUAAGUGUGCUGGGAGGAAAAAAGGGGGAAAGGGGGAGUGUAAGUGUGUGGCGAAAGAAGAGGAGGGGUGUAAGAAGAAGGCUUGUAAGCAUGAUGAUUGUGAGUGUGCUGCUUGA